GUUUCCUUGGUAACAACGUUACCUUUGCUAUUUACCACACGUUAACGAUAUAUUUAUCAACAUGGACAUCCAGAAACUAAGAGACCGAGGCUGUGAUAACAUCGUAGAAAUGCUCGACAUGGAUGAAGAAAUCUUUGCUAUCUCCAGCUCUUCAGAUGCAGACGCAGCUUUUGAUGCCGUUAUUGGCUGCAUCGAGGACAUCAUCAUGGAGGAGGAGUUCCAGCAGCUUCAGGAGAGCUUCAUGGAGCAACACUACCUGGAGUUUGAGGACUCCGACGAGAACAAGCUCAGUUACACACCCAUCUUCAAUAAAUAUGUUGACCUGCUGGAGAAACAUCUGGAGCAGCAGCUGAUGGAGAGGAUCCCCGCCUUCAACAUGAACACUUUCAUAAAGUGGCUCAUGCAACACAAAGAGGAGGUGCCGGGUGACAUCUUUGACCUGAUGCUGACGUUCACUGACUUCAUGGCUUUUAAGGAGAUGUUUCUGGAAUACAGAGCUGAGAAGGAGGGCCGAGGUGUGGACCCGAGUCAAGAGUUGGUGAUCACCUCUCUGAUCCCUGCUGCCUCCAACACACCGGGCUUCACUGAACCGCAGCUCACAAACAUUUGAAUUGCCUCCGUCUCUUUAUGUUUGUGUAACACUUUGUUCAUGGGCCUUCAGAAAGUUAGUGUCAGCUUGUGGUCACUUUUUUUGGGGGGGAGUUUUGUGCUCCAAUGGUGAGCUGUUGGAUACAUUGCCCAUAAAUCUACAGUCUGAACAAAUGACCCCAAAAUCAUAAUGCAUUCCUCUGUUUGUAUGUGUUGGGAUGGCAUGUGUGCUCAAGAGCUUCUUUGUAGUUGAAGAGUGAAGAUGGAAGGUGUUCUGGGGCUGGUACUAGAUUUGUGUGUUUCAGUUCAUCCAACUGGUUCUUAUGUAAAAGGCAUCAACACAUCUUGUAAGCACGGGAAACAAUUUGAUAUGAUUGAAUGUUUGACUCUGCUCUCUUUGCCUGGUGUGUGUUUUUCACAAGAAAAGAAUAUUGCUGAAUUAUUGUUUUAUGAAGUUUUAAAUUAUUUGGUCAGUUUGAAAACUCUUUGAGUUUGGUGCCUGAAAGUGAUUUUUAAUGUAUUAAGUGAUUGUGUGCAUGUGUCUGCAAUUGAGAAUAAGACCUACAGUAUAGUUUUCAGUACAAUGUCAAAGUAUUUUCUACUCGUUUUAACAUGACAGCUGUAAUUGUAAACAUACACUUAUGUCCCUGCUGAUGUUUCAUUUGUUAAUAAAUAUAUAUUUUAAAUAAACAGGUACAAGCCUUA
Molecule: messenger RNA, 1293 nt
Organism: Anarrhichthys ocellatus (wolf-eel)
Lineage: Eukaryota; Metazoa; Chordata; Actinopteri; Perciformes; Anarhichadidae
Gene: arl2bp
Product: ADP-ribosylation factor-like 2 binding protein
Exons: 7
Coding region: 62-610 (182 amino acids)
Biological process (GO): maintenance of protein location in nucleus; positive regulation of tyrosine phosphorylation of STAT protein
Cellular component (GO): mitochondrial intermembrane space
Source: RefSeq, a predicted model, not a curated record